UUGAUCAGCUGCCUCCUGCACACUGGGGAUGUGCCCGCAACCAGGGUACAUGUCCUUGACCAGAAUCAUUCCUGAGACCCUUAAGUCCGCAUGCCAACACUCUAUCCACUGAGCCAAACUGGUUAUUGCACAAAGUAUCUUUUAAGAAUUACCUUUUUACAUUUAUUCCCUUUUAUUUUGGGGAAUUUGUUAUUUAGGUAUUUUUUUGAGGUAAGACUCACUCAUGUUAGGUGAAUGGAUACCCUGUAAAGAGUAUUCAUUACUUUUAAACAUGGCAAAAUUUAAGAAUAAGGCAGCAGAGAAAUGUUUUAUUUAUUGACCAUAAAACUUAGCUAAAAAUUGAAUUAAGGAUUGAACUGUAUUCUAUUUUUCAGUGAAAUGUAGUCUUACAAAUCACUUCUUGCAAUCAGGAAAAACUGCACUUGUUUCUGGAACAACUGACCACGGGUUGUUUUUCUUAUCUUAGGGCACAGGUUCAGUAUUCACGAGGGAUACUUUGUUACUCUUCUUUUUCUUCAGAGUAAAUUUCUAGCAUGCCCACUAUACCAUUAAUUUCUCAAAUCAUUUGUUUAGGUGUCUUCUAAAGGCUCAGGAUGAUUUCCCCCCCACUUCAGGGUGUGGUGAGUUUUGGGCAUGCCCUAAAAGGGUAUCCCAAAUGAUGUCUUCUGUUUACUUGGAGCAGCUGUUGCCCAUGUAGCAGUUGUUAGAGGGGGAAUUAAUCUGGUCCCCAAAUGUGCACUGGCUCCAGACAUGUCCAGAUGAGCCCCAGGCUGAAAGUUUGUGAAUACCCUAUACCUUACAGCUCCAGCUAUUGUAACUCAAAAGUGGAUCCUACCCUAGACAGAGUUCUACUGUUUGGUGGUCAAAGUUUUCCUUGUUGAGUGAGUUUGUAGGCCAGUAGCAAGUACUGCCGUACCAUACCAGUCAGGUUCACUGAUAAAGCAAAAUUUGUAACUCAAAGUGAGACAAAAAUUGUCCUUGUCUCUUCUGGCCAAUCUCUCUGAUGCCUAAACUUGCAGAAAGUUAAUAUUGUCAGAACAGUUUUUGUAAACAGAAGGUUAGAGUCUCUAGUUUUACCACAUGAUUUGCUAACUUCUGCUUACUAAAACCAAUACAUAUCACAAUACAUAUUCACCUUUAGACAUUACCAUAGUUAUAAACUGCUUGAUGUAAAACAAGUUGUAUAUCUUCCUGGCUAACAUAUUGUAUAAGCAUAGGAGAAUAUCUGUCAGAAAUUUAUUGUUUGAAACAGGAGGAACUUCUUAAAUAGUUUUGUUUUGUAUUUAUUUGAGAAAGAACAGGUUGAAAAAAUUACUGGUUAAAGAAGUCAAAUGAUUUAAAUCAGAUCUUUUGUAUGAAUGCUUACGUGUGUGUUAUUUAUUGAAGAAAAUGUUUCAAUUUGGGAACUGGAAAACUGGAUAUUUAAAUUAUAUUUUUAUUUAUUUAAAAAGUAGAGGUUUUCUUUCAUUCAUUUAGUGCUUUCAUCCCACAAAAUUACCUAACCUAAUUUGCCCUGCCUGUUUUGGUUAAGAUACAGGGAAGCACAAUUAAAUCUUAUAAUUUCUAAAUUACUAAUUUUAAGAGGCUUUCCACUUACAUGAAGUACAAAGAAAAAAGAAAUCCAGCUAGCAAUCAUUUCACCUUUUUGCUGUAAAAUUUAAAAAUAAGUUUGUGACAUAGCAGUAUAAAUUUUCUUGCUAGAUGAUAAUGAUAAUUUUUAUCAUCUAUAUGAGGACUUAAAUAUUAAUUGGGUAUAAUGAGUUGAUCUGCUCAUGCUCAUAUAUGAGAUCUUGUGGUAUAUCAUUCUGAAAUAGGGUAGUUUCCCAUUUUUUAAUGUCUAACUUGUACUCAACCCUUAUUUUAUACUUUAAAUAGCUGACUUAAUAUAAAUUAUUUUUGCAAGGUAAAGGAUCUAGAGUUUUAAUUUAACUUCAUCUUAGAAUGCACAGGAAAAUAACUGGGCAAGAGUUGUAAAUAGGGCUUUCCCCUGCCUUUUUCCCUUUUAAAUUUGUACAGUUGAAUACACCCGGAUAUUAAGAUAAAAUCUGAGGACUUAUACAGAGGUUAGAGUUCAAUUUUAGUUACAAAAGUGAAGAAAUCUUUUAAAAGGUCUUAUAGAGUUCACUUUUAUUUUCUUAAUGAAAUGCUAUCUAGGUACUUGGUUAAUAAUCAGCUUGUUUUUAUGUUGGGACAGUUGGGAAGAAAUGAACUUUGAUCCUAUUCACUUAAACUAUCUCCAUGGUGAAAUUGAACUCAUUUCAGUUAAUACUUAAUAUGUCUCUAUGUUAGGAAAACUUCUUAGAAGAUAAAAAUUAUGUUUAUAUUUAGAUAUAAAAGCCUAACUUCAUCUUCUAUGAACAAAGGCUAAUGAGGGAGAAUUUGAGCAUCUGCAUGCGAUUUUUUAAAAUUAAAGACAAAAAAUGAUACUGAUAAUGAAGGGUUGGACUGAGAAACAGUAACCCUGUAUUACAACAGAAAAGAGGAAAAGAGGUAGAGGGUAACAGAGAACUUUGUCCUACUCAUCUAUCCCCCAAGAAUCCCCGUCCCCUCCCCCCAACCUCCUGCCAGAAUGUUGGGUUUCAAAGCAUGAGCAGAUUAACGGAUAUCAGGGAGUUCUGUGGCCUGGACUGAGGAUGAGGAUAAUUUGUUAGAGUUAAAGUACUGGCUGAAUCAUUACAGACUUUCUACUUCGUGUAUGUCUCUGUGAGGAUAAAGAGAAUUUAGACAAGAGCAUUAAAGCAUUUGUUGUUUGAACGAAAUCAUACAGUAAGGCAACAACCGAAGAUCAAGAGGGAAGCAAGAGUAUAAAGACGGCCUCAAAGUACGAAAGACUGAGUUGGGAAGCAGUCAACCAUAAGGGAGCCAAAUUAGAUUUCAGUCUCCAAGGUUCAACAUGCCAGGGAAAGCUGCUGCUGAUGGACACAGACCCUGUACCAUCAACUGAUUCACUAGGGCCAUGUCAGAUUCUGCCUCUCUAUGGAUAAACCAAUUGGCCUUGAAAAAGGGUAAGAUAAAGUUUCAGACUUGGGCUCAGCAAAAGGACUUAAGGCUGGGGCCAGUGCCAGGAUCUUCAUGUAUCCAUUUGGGAAUUGUGAUACUGUUGGUGAUUUUUCUGCCAAGUAUGUACUGUGACCAGGGAUCAGUAUAUUAUACUUUCUAUGAAAUAGUUAUUCCCAAGUGGCUGAUAGUUCAGGAAAGGGGUGGCUCAGAGAAAAAUACAUCAUAUAUGAUAUUUAUGCAGGGCGAGAAACAGCUGAUUCACCUGAAAGUGAAGACUGACUAUUUUAUCAAGAACUUUCCAGUCUUCAGCUACCACAAUGGCAUCCUGGGACAAGAAAUGCCUUUCAUCUCACAUGACUGUCACUAUGAAGGCUACAUAGAAGGAGUCCCGGGUUCUUUUGUUUCUGUCAACACCUGUUCAGGCCUCAGGGGCAUCCUGAUUAAGGAGGGAAAAUCCUAUGGCAUUGAGCCCAUGGACUCUUCAAAACAGUUUGAACAUGUGUUGUACACCAUGGCCCAUCAAGCUCCAGUCUCCUGCAGUGUCACUUCCCAAGACAGCCCAGUGGUGUCUGCCAGCCGACAACAAGGGAGCAGGAAGCCUGGCGGUCUACAGGAGCCCUCCUCCUUGUGGUCACUCACCAAGUACGUGGAGAUGUUUGUUGUGGUCAACAACCAGCGGUUCCAAAUGUGGGGCAGUAACGUCAAUGAGUCAGUCCAGAGAGUGAUGGACAUCAUUGCCCUGGCCAACAGCUUCACUAGGGGGAUAAACACACAGGUGGUGCUGGCUGGGAUGGAGAUUUGGACCGAGGGGGACCUCAUAGAGGUCCCCGUGGACCUGCAAGUUACACUGGGGAAUUUCAACAAGUGGAGACAAGAGAAGCUCCUCCAUCGUGUGAAGCAUGAUGUUGCCCACAUGAUUGUCGGACAGCAUCCUGAGCACGGUAUGGGACAGGCAUUUCUCAGUGGUGCCUGUUCCCGUGGUUUUGCAGCAGCUGUUGAAUCCUUCCCUCAUGAAGAUGCCCUCCUGUUUGCAGCGCUCAUGGUCCAUGAGCUUGGGCACAACUUGGGUAUUGGGCAUGACCACUCAGCCUGCAUUUGUAAAGACAAACACCUCUGCCUCAUGCGUGACAAUAUCACUAAAGAAAGUGGCUUCAGCAACUGUAGCUCUGACGACUUCUACCAGUUCCUCCAGGAUCACAGAGGGGCCUGCCUAUUUAACAACCCUCAGCGGCACAAAGGCCGCUUGCGUAGGGAUUCCUACUGUGGAGAUGGUGUGGUGGAGGGUGAGGAGCAGUGUGACUGUGGUUCUGCCUGUUACACUGACCCGUGCUGUGACCAAACAUGUAGCCUGAAGGGGAGUGCAGAAUGUAGUGAUGGACUCUGCUGCUUUGGUUGCCAAUUGAGAAAUAAGGGAUUCGUGUGCCGUUCUGCUUCAGGAGAGUGUGACCUCCCAGAGUAUUGUGAUGGCAGCUCUGCAGAGUGCCCCACAGACACCUAUAAGCAAGAUGGUACACCGUGCGAUAGACUGCACUACUGUGUUGGGGGUCAAUGCAGAAACCCUGAUAAUCAAUGCAUGGCUAUGUAUGGGGACACUGCACGGUCUGCUCCAGAAAAUUGUUACAUUUUAAUAAACAGCAAAGGGGACCGGUUUGGAAAUUGUGGCCAUCCCACUUCGGCAAUGCCAAGAUAUGUUAAGUGUUUUGAUGAUAAUAUAUUUUGUGGGAAAAUUAUAUGUACAAAUCUUAGACAGGUCCCAUCCAUCAAACCCCAUCGCACACUGAUCCAGAUUCCUUAUGAAGGUGACUUCUGCUGGAGCUUGGAUGUCUAUAACAUUACUGAUAUCCCUGAUGAGGGAGAUGUGCACUUUGGCACUGCUUGUGCCCCAAACAAAGUCUGCAUGGAUUACUCCUGCACUAAUCAUGCUGUGCUCAAGUAUGACUGCAAACCAGCAGAAAUGUGCAAUGGGAGAGGAGUCUGUAACAAUUUAAGGCACUGCCACUGUGAGGCUGGCUACGCACCGCCCGACUGCCGAACGCCAGGAAGUGGGGGCAGUGUGGACAGUGGUUCCCCUACUAAGCCAACUGAUGAAAUUCUAAGUGUAGAUGAAGGUUCCAGUCCUCAAUUUAAGAUUGAGUUUCCAAAGCUUGGCAUUAUAGCUUUCAUACUCCCUGCAUUUCUUUUUAUUUUAUUGCUAUUAAUAAUAUGUUGCAUUAGUCUUAACGCUGCAGUUGAGUCAGUAGAGACCCCAGGUGCCUCCCCAACACUGAGUUCAGAGCACACAUCAGAUCUGGUCCCAUCAGAGGCAAUCGCAGAGGAGGGCCUCCCACCAGAGGAGGGCCUCCCACCAGGGGAGCCCCCACCACCAGGAGAGCCCCCACCACCAGGGGUGCCCCCACCACCAGGGGCGCCCCCACCACCAGGGGUGCCCCCACCACCAGGGGCGCCCCCACCACCAGGGGCGCCACCACAACCACACCAGCCUCCACCACCUGAGGAGCCUUUGCCACCAGCAGCACCCCCUCCACCAGCAGCGCCCCCUCCACCAGCAGCGCCCCCUCCACCAGCAGCGCCCCCUCCACCAGCAGCGCCCCCUCCACCAGCAGCGCCCCCCCCGCCGUAGGAGCCCCCUCCACCAGAGUCAUAAGCGAUGGUAGCAAUUGAAGCACAGAAAUAACCAAAGGCAGAAGAGUAGUUGAAGAAGCCAAAUAAUAUCAAAUACCUCAAGUACUGAGUAGGAAUGGAAGGCUUAGAAAGGCAAAGAGAAAAAGUGAGAAUUGAUGGCUCCAGUGGCGCUGAUUGGACUGUAUAGUCUAUAGAAACACUAUGUAGGAAGAGAACUCCUGCUUUCAAUAUUUACUAACUUGAUUAUACAUAUAUGAAAUAGUACAUGAAA
Molecule: messenger RNA, 5893 nt
Organism: Pipistrellus kuhlii (Kuhl's pipistrelle)
Lineage: Eukaryota; Metazoa; Chordata; Mammalia; Chiroptera; Vespertilionidae
Product: disintegrin and metalloproteinase domain-containing protein 1a-like
Exons: 1
Coding region: 2957-5620 (887 amino acids)
Biological process (GO): proteolysis; binding of sperm to zona pellucida; male gonad development
Cellular component (GO): external side of plasma membrane; sperm head plasma membrane; plasma membrane
Molecular function (GO): metalloendopeptidase activity
Source: RefSeq, a predicted model, not a curated record